Molecule: messenger RNA, 1655 nt
Organism: Lactuca virosa
Lineage: Eukaryota; Viridiplantae; Streptophyta; Magnoliopsida; Asterales; Asteraceae
Source: the annotation of a GenBank genome assembly
AGAAGCAAUUAAUGAAAAGAGCAUUGUCUGUGCAAACUACAUAUAAAAGUAGAAAAUCAUAAUACAUGAUUACAUUCUGCUUAGUUGAGAUGAGAAGCUUCCAGGCUUUGUUUGCAGUUGCAUUUAUCUCACUAACUGCUUUCCAACCAUGCCUUGUCCAUGGAUACUCUUACAAUGACAUGUCCUUCAACUGGGGUGCCAAGCAUUCAUACAAUUUUAGCAAUGGUGAUCUUAAUCUGGUUCUGGAUCGUGUUUCAGGAUCCGGUGUUCAAUCACACAACACAUUCCUUUAUGGAAGCAUUGAGAUGCUAAUCAAGUUAGUUCCAGGCAACUCUGCAGGAACUGUCACAGCAUUUUAUCUUUCCUCUACAGGAAAAUAUCAUGAUGAGAUCGACUUUGAGUUCUUAGGAAACUCAUCAGGACAACCUUACACCAUGCACACAAACAUCUUUCUCCAAGGAAAAGCAAAUAGGGAGCAGGAGUUCACCUUUUGGUUUGAUCCAACUGCCGAUUUCCACAACUAUACCAUUCACUGGAACCCUAACGCAGUAGUGUGGUAUGUUGAUAGUAUACCCAUUAGGGUUUUCAGAAACUAUAGAAGCGAAGGAAUUGGGUUCCCAGACCAACAAGGAAUGAAGGUCUAUUCUAGUUUGUGGAAUGGAGAUAACUGGGCAACAAGAGGCGGGCUGGUCAAAAUCGACUGGACCUGUGCACCUUUCAUGGCAUCUUUCCGUAAAUUCAGUGCAAGAGCUUGCAAGUGGAACGGACCCCUUAGCAUUAUCCAGUGUACCUAUCCUACCCCAGCUAACUGGUGGACCUCCAAUGUCUACAAGCAACUGAGUUCGGAUCAGCAGGUCAAUCUCAAAUGGGUUAGAGAUAACUACAUGGUGUAUAACUACUGCACAGAUUAUUGGCGUUUUUAAUGGGAAGAUGGCACCUGAAUGUUAUAAGCCACAAUACUAAGAGAAACAUGAUAUUCUUUCAGAAUUACACCACAAUUCAUUUUCCAGUCUUAGCUUAAAACUUGGUUUUCCUUUUUAAAGUUUGGUAUUAAACUGCCUGCCCUUUGCAUUCCAUUAUAGAUGUAUAUAUAGGAGAAGUAUGAAGAAUCUGAAAUCGAAAUGGGAUUGAACCCUACCAAAGUGGGAGUAGUGAGUUCUCAUUCGGAGGAUAAUGAGACUAAUUUGUCUCCCAAAAUCACACAAUACAUUUGGUAAUUUUAGUGUUAUCAGCAUAUAAUGUAAUUAUAAUUACUGUCGAGACUAGUUGAGUUCAGUUUACCAUUCGAGCCUAGAGGUUUGGAAUGCACACACGGAUUGUUAAAUGUGGAAUCGGGUAUAUAGGGUCCGGGGGCAGUGCCCUUGGGUAUAGGGUUCCAAGGGGCAGCGUCCUUGGCGGGGUCUAGGGGUAGUGCCCCUUACGGGGUCCAAAGAGCAUAGCCCCUUACGGUGGUUUCGCUUUUCUAUAGCAAGAAAGGGUAUGAACAUAGAUUUCCUGUCAAAACCUAAUGAUGACAUCAUGAUGAUGUAGGCAACAAUUCUGUCCAAUAACUACCCUCUUUUGGCGCCAAUUUGGUGUAACCAACAUUUAACCACUUUUUUUCCUUAUAUAAAUGCAAGGUGAAUGUUCCAGGAAAAGGGUUGAUAAUUUUUAUA